CGACCAUCGAAGCCAUAAUUUUUUCACCGUACAUGAUUGUCUGCGAGCCCGUGCGAGAUUACCUGUACGUGUAGUGUAAUGGUUUCAUUUUAAUACACUGAAGGCAAUUGAGAUCUGUGUAUUGAGGUGUGGAUGCAACGGAUGGAAACGCCGCGCGAAGUCGGGAAAUGUGUUUAAUUUUUGGUAAUAUUUCUCAAUUAAUAUGUGACCCAUGACAUGGAAAUAUCACCAUGUAGUCUGGAUAUUCCUGAUGCGUGACAACAUGACCAAUUAAAAGACAGUGAGCACGAUGUAAAUCCGUGCAGGAUGGCGUAAAUUCUUCUGACGGUGACCAGUUUGCAACCAUGGACGGAAGCUAACAAGAUACAUCACAUGAAGGUGUCAGUGUGGGACUACUACUGUGUCCUGCCUGCCACACACACCAACAAGCAUCAUGCAGCCUUUGACUUUAUGCAAAUUUUGCCACGGCAAGAAUAUUGAAAUCGAGGAUGACCACACGGCCACACGCUCGGGCAGCUUUAGCAAUGGGAUCGUGUUCAGCGCAGAGCCGCAUUCGAUCGGAGAGAAGGUCACCGUGGAGAUUAGAGCUGCCGGUGGGAACUGGUCUGGAGCCAUACGCUAUGGCUUCACCAACAAGCCCCCGGGAACUAUCCCCUCGGACCAACUCCCCCCGUUUGCGAUGCCCAAUCUGUCCUCGCAGCCUGGCUACUGGGCAAAGGGGUUGCACUCCAGGCACAAUGAAAAGGGCAAUAUACUUUCAUAUUAUGUGACUAAAGAUAGAGAGGUGUAUUCUUUUGUGAACAAUGAGAACAUUUCCACGGACAAAUUAUCACCAACUGACAUUGAUGUCAGCAAGCCUGUGUGGGUUCUCCUAGAUGUCUAUGGCACAACCACUAGUAUUGCACUCAGAGGAGAAGCAUCUCUAGGACAAGAUGGAGCUCCGGCAGAGAUCCUAUCUCGUGGUCCAGAGGCGAUGGAGGCCUUCAAGCAAGCAGCGACAAACGGGACCAAGCCUAUCUUCAGGACCAGACUCAUGCUUGUGGGCCAGGACCGUGUUGGCAAGACCAGUCUGAAGAGGUCACUUACUGGCCAAGGUUACAAUUCAGGAGAGGUAAGCACAGACGGGAUCGACACAAUGGAUGCCUGUGAAAUCAACAUCCAGAAUGCAACAGGUUGGAAGGUACAAGAAGGGGAAGAGCAAGAGACAUCUAAAAACACUGUCGAUGAUUCGUCAAGUCUCCAGGAUAGUUACACACAGGCCCUGGCCCUCAAUAUCGCCAAGGUCCUGUGGAACAAGAAGAAGAGGGCCCAGGAAGAGAAGGUCGAGGGUUCAAGUCCCGUCAUCCAGCAGCAGGAGGACUCGUCGCACAGCAAGGAGGAUUCUAAGGAUGAUGUAUGGAUCACCAGUGAGACAGACAGCAGCAGUGAUAAUGCCGGCGACAAGCAGCAGCAGGCUGAGGCUGAAGCAGAGCAGCUCGAGGACCUGGCCAAGUCACUGGACGAAGAGACCUUUAACCUUGUGACCUCUCAAGUCGAGAGACUCCUCAAAGAUGCCGAGGACGGCAAGACGGAUCUCCUGGCAGAGAAGGAGACGGAGCAGGACGAUUCAAAGAAAAUCGUCUUGAGUAUAUGGGACUUUGCUGGACAAUCUGUCUACUACACUACCCAUCAGGUCUUUCUUUCAUCUAGAGCAGUUUAUAUUAUAGUCUUCAAUCUAACCCAUGAACUUGACGCUCCAGCACAAACUCAAAUACGAAGAGGAGAUGAUACGGUAGAAUAUGCAGAGAGCGAGUUCACCAACCUUGAUUUCAUGGAUUUCUGGAUGCGUUCCAUCCACGCUUACACCGCUGAGAACAGGAGCAACGCCCUGGACAACACCAUGCUCUCGCCUCCCAUCUUCGUGGUGGGCACCCACAGGGCUAGCCUCAGCUCCGACCCGGUUGAACAAGCCAGGAUGGUUGAAGAGAAGUUCCUUAGAAUACGGCAGAAUCUUUUGGGUAAGCCGUAUCUACCUCACAUCAUACCAUCAUUCUAUGCAGUAGAGAACAACAUUGAUGAGGGAGACGAUGAACAGGUCACAAAGCUCCGGAAGCAUGUGGAAGAGGUUGCGAGCAAGGAGCCGUACAUGGGGGAGCAUAUACCCCUCAGAUGGCUUCGGUUCCAGCAGAAGGUAGCAGAUCUGGUAUCUCAGGGUAUCAACUACAUGUCGUUAGACAACAUGAGUGAGGUUGCAUCCUCCGUUGGCAUCAGUUCUGAAGCUGGCCUUCAGACCAUGCUCCAGUUCUACCAUGACCUGGGGAUCAUCAUCUACUACGGGGGACCGGGGGCUUCAGACUCCUCCCUUAGGAACACGGUCAUCCUGAGACCGCAGUGGCUGGUCGACAUCUUCAGAAGGGUCAUCACUAUCAAGGAUAUCGAUGAUAAGUGGUCGUUACUCCUGGAUGCUUGGACUAAGCUAGACGAGUACGGUAUUCUGCAAGACCAACUCCUGGACCAUAUGUGGCAUGAUGUGAUAGACCAGAAGGAAGUCCUGGUCGGACUGAUGGAGAAGUUUGAUCUCUUGUGUGAGCGGCAGACACCCAGUGAGCUGCCUGGUGCAGAUGAACCGUCCCAAGGAGUUUCAGGAGAGAGAAGUUACUAUGUGCCUUCGAGAUUACGGGAAUGUCCCGAUCAAGAGGAUCUGAUGGCUGAAACCAAUGCAUCUGUGGCCUUCUACAUUACUUUCAAUGGCUUUCUCCCUGACGGCCUGUUCCACCGCAUCUUGACCCGAGCGGUCCGCUGGAGCCAGGAGCAAGGAGGCAGGGAGCCUCGGCUCUUCUUCAGACAAGCCCGCUUCUUUCUCAACGACGAACACGAUGCCCUUCUCGAGAUGGCACCUGCCAGACUAGCCAGAAUAAAGGUCAUGGUGUUAAGUGUUGAUAUCUAUGAUGCCGAGGACCAGAGAACAGAUGCAGCUAAACAAGAGCAGGCCAAUCAGGAAGCAUGUGCCAAGGUACGUCACUUCCUAGACAGUACUCUGGCUGACCUUCGGCAGCUGUGCAUGAAGAGGGUCCGUUACCAGCUGGUCGUCGCUUGCCCUUGCAACAGGCGCUGUGUGCCUCACGGGAAGCAGGCCUGCCUGGAGGACGGUUGCCUCCAUUUCCUAAGCCUUGAGGAAUGCCUCAGCAAGAAAGUCGCCAUGUGCGAGUCGAGACGGAUCCGAACCAAUGUCUUUCAGAAGUGGUUUCCUUCAGGGAAACCAGCUAUCCCUGCCCCCUUGCCUGUCAAAGUGAGUACAAUAGAAACCAUAAAGGAGGAGGAUGUGCCGUCAUGGGUUCGUGUAGCAGCCAAGCUCCUCAACUCAGGCACAGAGAAUGCAGACUGGCUUUCCUUAGCCUACAGGCUUGGUUACAAGAAUGCCAAGAUACAGAAGCUGACUGAGGAUGAGCCUAACCCGGCAUUAUGCAUUUUACUUGACUGGUUUCAAACCAGCGGCAACACAGCCCUGUCUGUCGAGAUGCUCCUCUCGUACCUGGAGCAGAUGAAGAGGGAUGAUGUCAUCGAGGUCAUCGAGAAAGGUCAAGAUGUGAAUAAAGCGCCCCCUACGGUGUUCAUAAGCUACAACUGGGGUAUCCAGGAGGACGUCACGAACCUUAGGGACUACCUUGAACGGACCGGUUUCCCAUGCUGGAUGGACAUUGGUCAGAUGGGCGGGGGUGACCAGCUCUACAAUAAGAUCUAUGAGGGCAUUCACAACGCCAAGGUACGUAGGCCUGGACUUUGCUUCAUUUGUUUGCAUGUCAAUGAAGAUAUUUUCUGGAAUCUCCAUGCAUGUAUGUGGCCUAACAGGAGGGGGGAAUACCAACUCUUAGAUCCGUGAAAGAAUUCCCAAUGUUAAGUGUGAC
Strongylocentrotus purpuratus (purple sea urchin) is the source of this 3884-nucleotide messenger RNA. RefSeq lists its product as uncharacterized. The record is from RefSeq and is a predicted model, not a curated record. NCBI's taxonomy places the organism in Eukaryota, Metazoa, Echinodermata, Echinoidea, Camarodonta, Strongylocentrotidae. The coding region runs from base 434 to 3859 and encodes 1141 amino acids. The transcript is spliced from 19 exons. Gene Ontology annotation, molecular function: protein binding. Gene Ontology annotation, biological process: signal transduction.